AGGACUAAAAUAUAAAACAAACUCGAUGAUCCGACAAGUAUCAGAUUAUGACGUCAUCGCGUACUAAAUAACGAAUUAUGACUCGCCAGCGUAUCUUUGAUUUUCUUUAUUUUAUGAUUUUUUUUCCAUUCAUUCAUAUAAAAACCGACUGCGUCUCGGCUCCGGCCCCUACUUCACAAAUCACAACUUCUCGAAUUCUCCAACUCGCCAACUUCUACGUAACUCUGCUCACCAAAUAGUUUCCUUGAUCAUUUGAAGGAGAAUGGGGCGUUCUAGUCGAACAAUUUACGUUGGUAAUCUUCCUGGGGACAUUAGGGAGAGUGAGAUUGAAGACUUAUUUUACAAGUAUGGGCGUGUAGUUGACAUUGAUUUGAAAACACCUUCAAGAUCACCUGCUUAUGCUUUUGUUGAGUUCAAAGACUCGCAUGAUGCUGAAGAUGCCAUUUAUGGCCGAGAUGGCUAUAAUUUUGAUGGUUACCGGUUAAGAGUUGAACCUGCAUAUGAAGAGAGAGGAUCGUUAUCCUAUAGUGAAGGUGGUCGUCGUGGAGCUUCAAGACGUUCUGACUACAAGGGACGGUCAAGUAGCACUAUUUAUGUGGGUAAUCUUCCUGGAGAUGUUCGUGAGAGUGAAGUUGAAGAUUUAUUUGACAAGUAUGGACCUAUAGUUGAUAUUGAUUUGAAGACCCCUCCAAGACCGCCUAUUUAUGCUUUUGUUGAGUUUGAAGAUCCUCGUGAUGCUGAUGAUGCCAUCCGUGGACGGGAUGGCUACAGUUUUGAUGGCCAUCGAUUACGGGUUGAACUUGCACAUGGUGGGAGAGGUUCAUCAUCGAAGGAUCGUUACAGCAGUUACAGCAAUGGAAGUAGUCGUGGUGGACUUUCAAAGCAUUCUGACUAUAGGGUCUUGGUGACUGGACUCCCUUAUUCUGCUUCAUGGCAAGACUUGAAGGAUCACAUGCGGCAAGCUGGGGAUGUAUGCUUUUCUGAAGUUUAUCGUGACCGUGGUGGCAUGCGGGGGAUUGUUGACUACACAAAUUAUGAUGACAUGAAAUAUGCAAUAAGAAAGCUUGAUGAUUCUCUUUUCAAGAACCAGUUUUCUCGGGCUUAUAUAAGGGUGGAGGAGUAUGAUGGUAGACGUAGUUAUUCAAGGAGCCCUAGUAGGAGUGUUUACUCAAGAAGCAGAAGUCCCAGCCACAGCUACAGUGCCAGGAGUAGAAGGUCUUCUGCUUCUGUUUCAAGAUCUGUGUCCCCACCUCCCUCAGCAUCAAGAUACCGAUCAAGGUCUAGGACUCCAACAUCAUCUCCGCCUGAACGCAGACGUGGCAGUGAGAGUCCAGUGCCAAGUCGCAGCAGAAGCAGAUCCAUAUCGCGUUCACCAUCUGAGCUAUCUGAGUGAAGCAAACAACCAGAUUGAAGACGCUGCUGCAGUGGAAACAGAAUUCGUGACGAGCAGUGGAAAAUAUUUAAUGAUAAUUUCAAAGCAAGGAGUAGAUCCAGGGAGCUGCUAUAUUAGUGAAUUUAUGUUGAUGCACAGUAUUAUGUAUUGCUAAUUUAACUGUGAUGCGAUUUUUUUAAUUUUGCUUCCCAUCAGAUGUUUCGUACUGGAAAUGCUGCUUGUGUGUUUAGAAGCUCUUCGCUAUCUGAUAUUAAAACUUAUAGGGUGUGAAUUCCCUUGCUAGAUAACUUGAGAUGAGAAUUCGAGUACUAUCAAA
This is a messenger RNA of Salvia miltiorrhiza (redroot sage), 1709 nucleotides long. Its product is annotated as serine/arginine-rich splicing factor SR30-like. Gene Ontology annotation, cellular component: ribonucleoprotein complex; cytoplasm; nucleus. Lineage: Eukaryota; Viridiplantae; Streptophyta; Magnoliopsida; Lamiales; Lamiaceae. Gene Ontology annotation, molecular function: mRNA binding. The record is from RefSeq and is a predicted model, not a curated record. The coding region runs from base 263 to 1393 and encodes 376 amino acids. The transcript has 18 exons.